CACCCUGUCUGCACAUGCAGGCCAGUUACAUGUUUUUAUUAUUGUCAAGACUUAAUUAAUGUAUGCUUAAUUUGAUACUAUAGGCCAAUUUAAUAAAGUAAAUGCAACUAUCUUUCAGCUUGGUGUGCAAAUGCAAAGCUUUCAAGAACUAUUCAAGAAUGCCCCAUCAAAAAGAUUAACGAUUAAAACUAUCAAUACCUUGCUGAAAGCCAGUUUUAGUGAACAGGGUUCUAACUGCAGGAAAUUAGAAGCUGCAGUGUAURGAGAUUUUCAAAAGUAUCUCAGAGAAGUUGCAAGUGGUCGAAGAGCUGGAUUAAAUUUGGGAAGUAUUUUGGAGUUUACUACRSGGACUGAUGAAGAACCACCUCUUGRGUUUAACAUGGCACCCUCUCUAUGUUUCCAUGAGGUGCAGGAAUCAUUUCUCCCAACAGCCAAUACGUGCACAAACUGUCUGCRUCUACCCAGGGCAUCUGCCAAMAGGCAGUUGCCCAAUACUAAGACCCUAUUCAACAUGUAUGAUAUGGCUUUUGCCAAUACUUAUUUUGGUAACAAGUGAAAGAACAUGAAGCAUUGGCAAAAGCUACAUGUAUUGCUGUUCUACUCCAAUGUAACAUGUUAUAUUAUAGUAAAAGUUUAGAUUAUUGAU
Molecule: messenger RNA, 646 nt
Organism: Exaiptasia diaphana
Lineage: Eukaryota; Metazoa; Cnidaria; Anthozoa; Actiniaria; Aiptasiidae
Exons: 2
Coding region: 131-556 (141 amino acids)
Molecular function (GO): ubiquitin-protein transferase activity
Source: RefSeq, a predicted model, not a curated record